UUAGCAAAUGCUGCAGACCAAUAACAUGAGAAUCAGCCAAGAAAUUCAGCAACAGAUCACCCCGUCCCCAUUAUAACCCCUAUAGAACCUUCCAAGGAAUUAGGCCGCCCCUGUCGCUCUCGUCGAACUAUCGAUCUCCUUCCAGCGGCAGGCUGCUUGACAAACACCUUCCCCUGUAUAUCGAGGGAUCGCUCCAUGAUCCGAUGCUUAUCAACACUCAAGUAGAGAAGAACACAAGCGUAAAGAACAGACCCACAUUCUCCUCCUGAUCGGCUCCAAAGUUCCAUCGUCCGCCACCUGUUGAACUGCAGAGAGCCAUGAGAACUGCAGCGUGGGGCCUCGGUUUCCUUAUCAUCGUCCUCCCGCUGGUUCUUGUCCACACGGCCGAGAAUCCCUUCCCACUCUGUUCGACAUCAACAUACAGAGCUGACAGCACCUACCAACAUAACCUGCAAAGCUUGCUGGCCUUUCUGGUAGCCAACGCCUCCAUCACCGGAUACUACAAUGCCACUGUGGGCACGGGCGGCGACCAAGUCCAAGGCCUGCUCCAGUGCCGCGGCGACCUCGACGGCGAAGUUUGCCAGAUCUGUGCCUCUGAAGCUGCUUCCCGGAUCGCCGAAACCUGCCUCUACAGGAUGGAGGGUCUGGUUGCCUACCACCUCUGCAUCCUCUACUACUAUGACGCCAAUUUCACCAUACCCAAAUUUAUAACAAACUUUGCCCUACCCAACCCCAGCGCCAUCCCCGAUCCUCAACAGUUCAAGCCGAUGCUGUCAUCCUUCUUUCAUGGCCUCGUCGUUUCCGCCACCACCAACCCCUCCGGCCGCCUCUUCUGGGGAGACAAGUUCAGGUACGCCGGUCAUGGGGUGACCGUCUACGGCACGGUGGAGUGCUCUCAGUACUUGCUGCCGGAGCAAUGCAGAUCAUGUUUAGAGGAAGGCAUUGCUCGGAUGCUCAAGGAUUACGCAGACAGACGCGGAGCUGCGGUUUACACCAGGGCGCAGUGCUACAUAAGAUACGAUACCUUCCCUUUCUUCACACCUCUGGUGCCGACUCUUGCCCUCAGCAGCGCCCGCUACAUUUCCAAGAAAUGCUCUGCUGCGAGUAACAAUAUGACCGGCACCAGCUACCACCGAAACCUGAAGGCUCUGCUCCUCUAUCUCACCGAGAACGGGCCUCUCACGGGCUUCUUCAACCAAACCAUCGGCCAGGGCGCCGAUCAAGUCUUCGGGGAAGUACUCUGCCAAGGCGACGUCUCCGACGACGUCUGCUGGAAUUGCACGGCGCAGGCGUCGGCUAUGAUCCUUCGGCUCUGCCCCAACAGUAAGCAGGCGAUCAUAUGGCUACAGCAUUGUCAGUUGCGGUACUCGGACCGGAACUUGCAAGGCACCAUGGAUGUUGGGGACAGCGCCUGCCAGCCGGACCCUGAGAACGCACCGAGCCCCACAAGUAAUUUCGAUCAGACUCUGAGCGACCUCAUCAGCUAUUUGGCUUUCAACGUGAGUCAGGGCUCUUCUGGUGGGCUCAUGUUUGCCACGGGGGCCGCCAUUAUUGCCAAAUCUCAGAGGAAUUUAUAUGCAUUAGUCCAGUGCAAUAGAGAUAUCUCCGCGGACCAGUGCGGUCGGUGCCUACGGAGUGCUGCCUCUGAUAUUGCAGGAUGCUCCAAGGGGAAGCAAGGUGCUCGCAUCUUCAAGGGUAGCUGCCGCCUGGCUUAUGGGCUGCAACGCUUCUUUCUUGCCCAGCCAAUGCUGAUGCUGCCCGGGAAGCGUGAUCGUAAGCCUUGGUGGAAUAUGUUUCUUGUCCUCAGUCUAAUUAGUUUAGUACUCUUGGCAGCAGCCUGCGCGUUGUGCCUGCUUCGGAUUAGAAGGCGACAUAUAGCUAAGCUAAACCAUAAUAUAGAAGCUGAUGAUCAUGAUGCUGGAAAUGCCACCGAGGAGGCAGAAUAUGAUUUAACACAGAUCAGCCUAAGGGCAAUAGAAGAAGCUACCAACAAUUUCUCAGAGGCAAAUAAGCUGGGAGAAGGUGGAUUUGGUCCUGUCUACAAGGGGAAGCUUCCCGAUGGGCAGGAGGUAGCUGUGAAGAGGAUGGCUAGAGCUUCUGGGCAAGGCGUAAGGGAGUUCAAGAACGAAGUUAAGUUGAUAGCCAAACUUCAACACACAAACCUGGUGAGGCUCAUCGGCUGCUGCUUGGAGAAACGAGAAAAGCUGCUUGUUUAUGAAUACAUGUCCAACGGAAGCCUUGAUUACUUCCUUAAAGAUCCAGAACACAGCGUAUUGUUGGACUGGGAAAGGAGAUUCAACAUAAUAAUGGGAAUUGCAAGGGGGACCCUUUAUCUUCAUCAGGAUUCUCGGCUCAAUGUCGUCCAUCGGGAUCUCAAAGCUGGGAACGUAUUGUUGGAUGGGCAGAUGAAUCCCAAGAUUUCUGACUUUGGAAUGGCAAGGGUCUUCACCGGAGUUCACGGCCAAGCAACUACGAGCGUUGUGGUUGGCACAUAUGGGUAUAUGGCGCCAGAAUAUGCUUUGGAUGGUAUGUUUUCAACCAAAUCUGAUGUCUACAGCUUUGGUAUUCUGUUAUUGGAGAUCAUCGGCGGCCAGCUGAAUUCAAAGUUCCAACUUUCUCACCCAGACAAGAAUCUGAUUACACAUGCAUGGAGGCUAUGGAGUGAAGGAAAUUCUUCAGAAUUCAUUGACCCAAUUCUGAUCAGAAGCACAAGCUCAAUAAAUGAAAUGCAAAGAUGUACGCAAAUUGGCUUGCUCUGCAUUCAGGAAGAUGCAGCAACUAGGCCAGCCAUGUCAACUGUGGUUCUCAUGCUUGCAAACAAUUCUUUACUUCUCCCCUUACCCAAACCACCUGCAUAUUCCCAGAUUAGUACCUCAUAAUCGUGCCAAACCCUUUUUUCUCUUCCGAUAUCUUCUCCUCAGCCAAGGUAGGCAUCAUUAAAGAUUGACUGGAUAUCACCAUAGAACAGUCCUUGCAUAUCAAUCUCAUUGGAGUAAUUCAGUAAUUUCCGUAUGUGAAAUGUUUUCUCGGUCCCCUUCUUGUGUCUCAUUAAGUGGAUAUAUGUGUCUCUCUCUUCCUUUCCUAGUGAGAUCAAUCGCAUAAAUGGUCGUAACAAAGAUGCGUGUGUGCGUGUGUGUGUGUGGGUGUGUGUGAGAGAGAGAGAGAGAGAGA
This is a messenger RNA of Nymphaea colorata (pocket water lily), 3171 nucleotides long. RefSeq names its product cysteine-rich receptor-like protein kinase 15. Lineage: Eukaryota; Viridiplantae; Streptophyta; Magnoliopsida; Nymphaeales; Nymphaeaceae. Gene Ontology annotation, biological process: protein phosphorylation. The record is from RefSeq and is a predicted model, not a curated record. The transcript is spliced from 7 exons. Bases 318 to 2879 code for a protein of 853 amino acids. Gene Ontology annotation, molecular function: ATP binding; protein kinase activity.